Molecule: messenger RNA, 1598 nt
Organism: Jaminaea rosea
Lineage: Eukaryota; Fungi; Basidiomycota; Exobasidiomycetes; Microstromatales
Product: DnaJ-domain-containing protein
Exons: 5
Coding region: 183-1478 (431 amino acids)
Biological process (GO): cellular response to misfolded protein
Cellular component (GO): endoplasmic reticulum membrane
Molecular function (GO): Hsp70 protein binding
Source: RefSeq, a predicted model, not a curated record
CUCCGCGUCUUGCGCCUCAUCAUCACCUCCGCUUCCCAGCAUCGCCUCGCCUUCUCAGGUCAUUAGCAUCUUCUCAGCGCUCACUUGCGCUGUUCGGCUCAUCACUCGAUAGGCUACCGCGUCGUAUUCAGCCUCACUGGACUAUUGGCUCGUCCCGCGUGGGUCUCGCCACCGCCGCCAGCAUGUCCGACUCGCAACUCGAGAGCGGGAAAGCUCUGUCCCUCGCACGCAAGUAUGACGACCAAGGCGAUCUAUCCUCUGCGAUCAAGUGGUGCAAAAAGUCAAUAGCCAUUCAUGCCACACCCGAGGCUCAGGCCCUUCUCACACGGCUGGAGACGAAGGGAGUCAACGGCGCGAGCAGCAGCAAGGCAAGCGGCGCAUCCUCUUCGUCCUCGCCGGCAGGUGGGGCCGGUAUGAAGAGUAGAGCAUCAGGGGCAGAAGCUGGGGGAUCGGCAGAGGCAAAGAAGGCAGACAGGACAUUCACGAAAGAGCAGGCUGCAAUCGUGACCAAGAUCAAGGGCGCUGGUGGGGACUUCUACAAGGUGUUGAGCCUCGAGAAGACGGCUGAUGAGAAUGGUAUCAAGAAGGCAUAUAGGAAGCUGGCAUUACAAUUGCACCCGGACAAGAAUGGAGCCCCAGGUGCAGAUGAGGCUUUCAAACUCGUCUCAAAAGCAUUCACAGUCCUUUCAGAUCCGGACAAACGCGCGCAGUACGACAGGUAUGGCGGUGACCCAGACUCAAGAGGCGGAGGUGGUGGGCCGUCAAUGUCCUCCUUUGCGCAGAGAGCGGGAGGUGGUGGACCACAUAUGUACGCGAGAGGAUUUGGCGGAGAUGAGAUUGACCCUCAAGACCUCUUCAACAUGUUCUUUGGCGGUGGACUGGGUGGGAUGAAUGGCUUCGGCGGAACCACUUUCCACUUUGGCGGACCAGGCGGCAUGGGCCAACGUCAAUUCUAUCGUACAGGUGGCGCUCGUCAGACACGGCAAGCGCGUCCAGGCCAAGCACCAGCGCAAAACCCCAACCUCCUUUGGCAACUUCUCCCCCUCCUUAUCAUGUCUGCUUUCGCCCUCCUUUCCUACCUUCCUUCCCUGCUCGCCCCACAGGAGCCCAGCUUCGCAUGGGCGCCCACGGGACAGCUGAGGGAGCAGAGGGUCACGCAGGGGAAGGGUGUGGCUUACUAUGUCAACCGAAGAGAGUGGGAGGGGAACGAUUUGGUCAAUGGGAGGGUGGCCAAUGCACAAGCUGGGCCUAGGAGUGGGCUUAGAGGCUUCGAGGCCAGGGUCGAAAACUCGUGGAAGAAUGUCCUCUACUCGCAGUGCACGCAUUUCCGCGAGUAUCAAGAGCAGAGGAUCGACCGCACAAAGGGCUUCUUUGGCCUUGGAGCCGACAAGGAGCUCGAGGCUAAGAUUCGCGCUGAGCGUAGCCCUGCGUGUGAGGAGUUGACCAACUUUGGGCUGUUUGUGCCAAUCAGGGCGUGAUGAGGAGCAGAUGGGGAUGUGCAGAAUGGUGGCAAGGAGAAGGGAAGCGACAGACGCGAGAUGAGGGAUAGACGCCCUUGCAGAGACUUCCUACGGCUGCUUUCCCACCAUAUAGACGCU